CUUCGAAUGUAUAGACAUAAAUGCACACCUAUAGUAAAUGGUGAAUUGUUCUUGGUGUUUUCUUUUUGCACACUAUCACGCUGACAGCUUGUCGAGCAACGAAGAUAUUUAUUUUUAAGCGCUGCACAAUAUCCAGAGGAACUACAUUUCCCGACAUGCCUUAAUGUAAAACACUCCCAAGGCCUGACGUUUACGGAUGUUAUGGAAAAACGUGCACCGGUGUGAAUUUAAAUGUUUGCUUAUUUUACAGUAUAAAAGAAAUAGAACUGUCCCAUGAUGUCGGAGAUAAAAAGGGUUUUCCCACAGAUUGCCUUAAAGCCUGAAGUGCAGGACUAUCUUCACAGUAUCUAUACUAACAAUGAGCUGUUGAAGGAACUAGGAGAGACGGUGGCUGAGCGAAUAUUCGAUUCUCUGUUAUCCUGUCUGUCCCACCCACCCUCUCUUACCUGCCUGAGAGCCAGUACACACAUUCACACCCUACAGGACAUUCAGCACAAACUGGAGCAACACCUCAUUCAGGAAGAAGCUAAUGGUUGUAACGGCAGUCUUUCCAUUCCCAUCCUCCAUAACCCACAACUCCCAGAUGUGCUGCUGAUUCCAGUCAUCGGACCAAGGGAUGUGAGUGUACUAAAUUCAGAAGUGAUUGUCGAUGCACAGUGUGGCAGUGCCGUAUUGAGAGGUGCACAUGUGUUUGCUCCGGGCGUCCUCAGUGCACCUAAAUUUUUGAAGGCAGGUGGUGUAGUGUCAGUGUUUUCUGUUGUGGAGGGAAGAUGCACACGUGGAGCUAAAGAAUUUCUGGGAAAAAAGGUGUUUCUUGGAAAUGGUGUCUCCAUGAUGGACCGUUCUGAUAUAUUUUGUGCUGAGGGGCCUGUAAGGGGCGUGGCUAUCAGGAUGGUAGACUCUCUUUACCGAAGCCCAUGCUUUGAUGGCGUGCUGCAAAAUGAGGUGUUCCUUCAGAACCUCCCAUCAGUCGUGGUGGGACAUGUUUUGGGUCCUCGCCCUGGUGAGAGGAUUUUAGACAUGUGUGCAGCCCCGGGAGGGAAGACCACACACAUAGCUGCACUCAUGGGUAAUCAGGGUGUGGUAAUUGCUCUGGACAAAAUUAAAUCCAAAGUGGAGAAGAUUUGUGAAAACGCUCGCGCUUUGCAGCUUGACUGUAUUAAUGCAUAUUGUUACAACAGCAUACAUGCCGUCUGCUCCGAUACUACCCAGCAAUGUACAGAUGCUCCUCCUUUUCCAGAAGAGAGUUUCGAUCGUAUAUUGUUAGAUGCUCCAUGCAGUGGUUUGGGACAGAGACCUAACAUGGCAGUGAGUUGGAGUCUGAAGGAAGUGCGUUCAUACCCACCUUUACAGAGAAAACUCCUAAGCACGGCGGUGCGACUCUUGAAAAAGGGAGGCGUAUUAGUAUAUAGUACCUGCACUGUAACUCUGGCUGAGAAUGAAGAACAGGUGGCCUGGGCAUUAAAAACAUUUCCAUGUUUAACACUAGAGCCACAGAAGCCCCAUCUCGGAUCUGCAGGCAUGCCUGGAGCUGCAUUAUCAUGUGACCAGCGACGGGUGCUACAAAGGUUCCGACCAGAACUAGUAUGGGAUGGGACAAACAGCGGUCUGCUUUCCGAGGACCUUAUACAAAAAGCCAAUUCUGACACUAUAGGCUUCUUCAUAGCAAAGUUCAGCAAGAGAUAGAGGGCUUUAAAACACAUGCACUGCCUCAGACAUGUCUGCUCACAGGUGCAUAUUAGGGGAGGUGCAGGAGAGAGAGAGAGAGCAACCAGAUCAGAAAGAUGGAAGGAUGGGAAGGUUGAAUGGAUAGACGGCAUGAAUGGAAGAAAAACAGCAGUGUGGGCGGUGCCAUGCGUACUUUUUCUGUUGCUAUGGCGACUGUGACGCAACAGCUGCUAUGGUGAUGGCUGGUUUGCGUGACCAGUGGAGUGUGUGCAAGAAGCAGCAUGCAGUCAGAGGACAGGACAGUACUGACGGAUCCUUCCAGAUCCAGCUAAUGACUGACAAUUUGUUUCCUUUAAAUAGCAGAUUCACGUAACAUUUGCUUGUUAUGCAAUUUCAUAUUAAUUGAACAAUUUUAAAGCUUGAGGUUGUUUAUUGUUAUGAGUGCACUUUUAACUAAAUAAAAUUACCAAGU
Trichomycterus rosablanca is the source of this 2140-nucleotide messenger RNA. RefSeq names its product NOP2/Sun RNA methyltransferase 6 (gene nsun6). Gene Ontology annotation, molecular function: RNA binding; RNA methyltransferase activity. The transcript has 12 exons. Bases 274 to 1686 code for a protein of 470 amino acids. Gene Ontology annotation, biological process: RNA methylation. NCBI's taxonomy places the organism in Eukaryota, Metazoa, Chordata, Actinopteri, Siluriformes, Trichomycteridae. The record is from RefSeq and is a predicted model, not a curated record.